AUGAUACACUCUCGAAACGUACAGGCGCUGCUGGACGGUAUGCUCGGCGGGUGCGACGUGCUGGAGGGCACCGUGCCGGUGCCCGCCCUGCACAGCGUAGCUCUGCUCUCCGCAGACACGGGAUCCAUCAUAUCCUUCAGCAAAGAGCACGACCUCGAGCAUGGCCCAGCGGAGCACGACUCCCUCAACAACUUGCGUAUCAUGGCACUGCUGGUCAAGGACAAGUUCUCCUCGGACGAGAAGAAGUCCUGCGAGAAGGGCUACGACCUCGACGGCGGCCACAGGGCGUACACCUACGACGUCGAGGACCUGCACGCCAGCGUGACCAGGAUCCCCGAUAGCGACCUCCUGCUCAUGCUCCUCGCCCACAGAGACUUCCCUUACGGGCUGCUCAACAUGAAGCUCAAGGCGUGUGUGAAGUCGUUCGCACAGCUAUACGGAUACAGGCUCGGUUAG
Molecule: messenger RNA, 456 nt
Organism: Nakaseomyces glabratus
Lineage: Eukaryota; Fungi; Ascomycota; Saccharomycetes; Saccharomycetales; Saccharomycetaceae
Gene: SLM4
Product: Slm4p
Biological process (GO): signal transduction
Cellular component (GO): Ragulator complex
Source: RefSeq, a predicted model, not a curated record